CAUGCCAACCGAAAUAUUCUUCACGGUUACCAAAUUUGUCAGGUUUUAUCUGUGGGAAUAACAUUAGACCUAACCUAUAUUAGUUGCAUUUGACACAUCUCUAUUAUAGUGGUGUUUAUUGUGCGUUUGGAUUCUUCUGCUCAUCAGUUGCACAUGAAUGCAACCCAUACACUGCCACUCUUACUUACGGAUACACAGAAUUAAAAACAACGGAAACAUCAUGUCUAAUAGCUCUGAGUCUGUGGGAUAUGAUUCUCCAUCAGAUGCGUCGUACAGAAUCUACGCCAGCAUUUCCUUCGCUAUUCUCUUACUGGGGGUUGGCGUUCCCCUAUGGUGGCACACGACUGCUGUUCCUAGAGUGGCCCUACCUUACGAUGGAAUAGCUCGAUUGAGUGACCUGGAGAUUAAGAUUAGCACUAAGAUUUUUGUAGCUGCCUUUACUCAAGACCGUGCGAAUUUAUUGGCUGAUGAGAUCAGAGAUGGGCUCAAAUCGGCCGCUGAACUCUACAAUCUUCAGAUCUUGCCUGAGGUUAUUUCAAGAAAUUUAGUAUCAUCAGCGUUCACUCCACAUGAACUUGAAAAGGUCGCAGAUACUUUCAGCUUACAAGUUGGUGAAUUGCUCCUCUUGGAGACACCGAAUCUUACCGAAGACGUUCUUGUAGGAACGCAGCGAACGAUAUUUUUUUCUUCUGAAACUAGUGGGCCAAAAUUGACGCAAGUGCUAUCAGAUUGGGUCUUGUUAGAUAAAUCUCUUGCUCUUACCCGAAAUGCACUGGCAGAACCGACGCAAUUUAGUUUGGAUAAGGAGAAUAGAAGAAGAUUUCCUGCCAAUCCGGCUUACGAUGUUCUGCUCACAUUGGUCAAUCCUUAUCCAGAAAAACUGAGUGUCAAUUGGAAUUUUCCCACCGUUAUAGACGAAUACGUCAAACCAUUCCUAGAUGAGGUAUCAGUGGUGGCGAAUUUCUCACUCAAAUCACAAUGGCUUUACCUCAUGCCUCUAGAAAUGACACCAAAACAGAUUCCGGACAGUACAAUUCUUGGUAGGCAUUAUGCGCUACCGGAAGAUGUGUUACAACAAAUUAUAACUCCGUUAGAGAAAAAGUUAGCGUCACAAAUUAGUCUCAAUCCAUGCAUCAACUUAGUGAUGUAUACACCACCGUGUGACCAAGCACCGUUGCAUAUUUACACGCGUACCGGGCAUCGGUCAAGACCAGCGAGCAACAUUGAAGCAUUUCUUUCUCCGAGGUGGGGUGGUGUCGUGAUAGCCAAUCCUCCCGUAGAAACUUGUAAAGAGAUGGAAGAUCAAGGAAAAGUUACAUUUAUCCCAGACGCUGCCGGCAUCAUGGGCUUUUUUAUUUUUCAUCUCAGACUACUGUUAGGAAUCCCGGAUUUGGCUCCGAUUUCUGGAACAUCGAUUGUACAACUCGAUAAUUCGAAACCACGCCAAUGGGAAUUGGACGCUUUACUUAGAAUCAAAGCGGUAGAGCAGCUCACUUCAGCAAAACUAACAUUGCAAUCUUUAGCUCAAUUAUUAGAAGAAAUUAGUAAUAUAGUGAUCACAGACACAGUUGGUGAUAGAAUAAAUGGUGCUCUUGAAUUAGUAGAAGAUUCUGCAAAGAAGUUAAAUCGCGGAGAAUUACUGGACGGAUUUGCUUUGAGCAAAGAAGCAUUUGUUACCGCUGAAACUGCAUUUACGGAUCCAUCUCUGUUAGCUUUAUUGUAUUUCCCGGAUGACCAAAAGUACGCGGUAUACAUUCCACUGUUUUUGCCAGUAAUGAUCCCUGUAUUGCUAUCCCUGACGAACAUAUGGAAGCAUAUCUUUUCGAAGAAAGAGAGCAAAGAAAACAAGGUCGACUGUGAUAAAAAUACUGAAGAGAUUGAAAAACCAAAGACUGACUAGUUUGUAUCACAGUUUAUGUCAACAGACAUUAAUUCAAUGUUUAAAUUAAUUGAAACCGUCAUGAUACAUCAUACUUUGAAACACGCUUACUUCUAAUUAUAAACAUAACUAUGUGCGAACUUGAUUUUUACUUGUAAUAAUGUGUGCAAUCGAUAUCAUUGAAGUAUCAUCCCUAUGUCACAUCGUUUGUGAUUGUUUUAUCAAAUUAUUGUACCGUUCGAUUAUCUCACAGAAAUUUUUUUUCAUAUUCUUGUUUACUCAUCAUCUGUUGUAAUACCUGCUGAUGUAAGAAUACAUUAAACUUCGUUGCACGUUAGAAAUAUAAA
Athalia rosae (coleseed sawfly) is the source of this 2226-nucleotide messenger RNA. It is a transcript of the gene PIG-S, whose product is annotated as GPI transamidase component PIG-S. Gene Ontology annotation, cellular component: GPI-anchor transamidase complex. Lineage: Eukaryota; Metazoa; Arthropoda; Insecta; Hymenoptera; Athaliidae. Bases 158 to 1900 code for a protein of 580 amino acids. Gene Ontology annotation, biological process: attachment of GPI anchor to protein. The record is from RefSeq and is a predicted model, not a curated record. The transcript has 10 exons.